CUGCAGAAAUUUAACCAGAAUAUUUUAUUCUGAAAACAGCAGACAGGAAGUAGUUUUUGGCAAGGAAUCCUGUCGUGCCAACCAGCUAGCUCAUUAGCUGGUUAGCUCAAUUUAACCAUAUUCCAAUAUUUACAGCUGAGGAGGGGGACAGCAAACGACGACAGGGAGAUUAGCCAGAUGAAAAGCUUUAGCUUGCCAGUCUUUGUUGCUAGGCAACAGCACUAUCUUCUGACUGUCUGAGGGAUAUACAGUAGGCACCAUGUUGGUCCCUAUAUUCACACUGAAGCUGAACCACAAGAUUAACCCUCGCAUGGUGACUGUUGGGAAAUUUGAUGGAGUCCACCCAUGCCUUACUGCAGCCACACAGGCUGGGAAGGUUUUUAUCCAUAACCCUCAUGCUCGUGGUGGGAAACCUGUAGCCCACCGACUGAGCCAGAGCACACAAGACUCUGACAUCUCACUCCUCAACAUCAACCAGGCAGUCACUUGUCUGACGGCAGGAACGCUGGGACCAAACACCACUGGGGAUGCGCUGUUGGUGGGAUCCCAGACCAACCUGCUGGCCUAUGAUGUCCAUGACAACGCUGAUAUAUUCUACAGAGAGGUGACGGAUGGAGCCAAUGCAAUUGUGUUAGGAAAACUCGGGGACAUCCCGAAUCCUCUCGCCAUCAUUGGAGGGAACUGCGCCUUACAAGGCUUUGACUUUGAGGGCAAUGACCAGUUCUGGACAGUAACUGGUGAUAAUGUCAGAUCUCUGGUGCUCUGUGACUUCACCGGGGAUGGGAAAAAUGAGCUCCUGGUAGGAUCGGAGGACUUUGACAUCAGGGUAUUCAAAGAGGACGAGCUUGUGUCUGAGAUGUCUGAAAAUGAGACGGUAACAUCGCUGUGCCAUAUGCAUGACAGCAGGUUUGGCUAUGCCCUUGCCAAUGGCACCGUUGGAGUUUAUGACCGCACCGCCCGCUACUGGAGGAUUAAGUCUAAGAAUCAUGCAAUGAGCAUCCAUGCCUUUGACCUUAACGCUGAUGGGGUGGUGGAGCUUAUCACUGGCUGGUCCAAUGGAAAGAUUGAUGCUCGUAGCGACCGAACAGGUGAGGUCAUUUUCAAAGACAACUUCUCCUCUUCUGUGGCCGGAGUGGUGGAAGGAGACUACAGGUUGGAUGGACAGACUCAACUUAUCUGCACCUCCAUAGAGGGAGAGGUCCGUGGUUACCUGCCAGCCAGUAAAGACCUUAAAGGGAAUCUGAUGGACUCCAGUGCUGAACAGGACCUGAUCAGAGAGCUCAGCCAGCGCAGACAGAAUCUGCUGCUGGAGCUACGCAACUAUGAAGAGAAUGCCAAGGGUGUGUCAGAGACAAACAAUGGGAUGGGUGUCAUACCAGCCAAUACUCAGCUCCAGACGGCGCUGUCAGUGAGACCUGCUACGGAGGCUCAGAAGGCUCAUGUAGAGCUCAGCAUUUCAACACCAAAUGAAACCAUUAUCCGUGCGGUGCUCAUCUUCGCAGAGGGGAUAUUUGAGGGGGAGAGUCACGUUGUCCACCCCAGCGCCCAGAACCUGUCGGGCUGUGUCCGAGUCCCCAUUGUUCCCCCAAAAGAUAUACCAGUAGAUCUGCACAUCAAAGCCUUUGUUGGAGGGAAAACUAGCACCCAAUUCCACGUGUUUGAAAUCACUCGUCAGCUGCCUCGUUUCUCCAUGUAUGACAUCACAGUGGACUCCUCAGCUGCUCCGCCCAGUGGAAGGGUCACAUUCAGCAUCAACGACCGACCACAGCGGGUGGUGAUGUGGCUGAAUCAGAACUUCCUGCUUCCAGAAGGAGUAGACAGUCCUGACAUUACUUUGAAUUCACUAAGAGGAGGGGGACUGUUGUCCAUCAGUAUGGCCAGCAGUGGACAGAUCACUCUGACAACGGAUGACAUCGACCUGGCAGGAGAUCUGGUCCAAUCACUGGCCUCCUUCAUGGCAAUAGAGGACUUGUCAGCAGAAGCAGACUUCCCCGGAUACUUUGAGGAGCUACGCACUACACUCACUGAGGUGGAUGAGUUCCACUCUGUCCAUCAGAAGUUAACUGCAGCCAUGGCCGACCACUCCAACUACAUCAGGAACAUGCUGGUGCAAGCAGAGGAUGCUCGUCUCAUGGGUGAGAUGACAACUAUGAAGAAGCGUUACAGAGAGCUGUACGAUCUAAACAGGGAUCUGGUCAACGAGUAUAAAAUCCGCUCUAACAACCACAAUGCACUGCUGGCCUGCCUCAAGUCUGUCAACCAGGCCAUACAGCGAGCUGGUAGACUCCGAGUGGGUAAGCCCAAAAACCAAGUUAUAUCUGCCUGUCGAGACGCCAUCAAGAGCAACAACGUCAACGCACUCUUCAGGAUCAUGAGAGCUGGCGCUGCGUCCUCCUGAGGCUGGAAGGAGUGGGGGGGCGGGGGAUGAUGAUGCAGGAACGGACAAAUAGAUUGAAAGUACAAGCACAACUGAUCAGUACUGUAAUGUUGAACUUCAUCUAUGUCAAGCAUGGCAGCAGCAAGGAUGUUUCCCCAUGGGACGAGACCUACACGUCCCAGGGACCCGCUGUUGCAGCCUUAAUCUAUCUUUUUCCAUGAUUUAGGAAGAAGCAACAGCAUGGCAGCAACAUUUAGCAACAGCUCCAUAAUACUUUUUACUGUGUGUGAAAUCUGACAUUCUGCUCGCUCAAAGACAUAACAUGCUGACCACAGGCUUUAGUGCACUAGUAAAAAUGUCAUCCAUCCCAGACUAAUCUCUGUGGCUGUCGGAA
Messenger RNA from Sander lucioperca (pikeperch), 2771 nucleotides. RefSeq names its product Bardet-Biedl syndrome 2 (gene bbs2). The coding region runs from base 260 to 2398 and encodes 712 amino acids. Gene Ontology annotation, biological process: non-motile cilium assembly. Gene Ontology annotation, molecular function: protein binding. The record is from RefSeq and is a predicted model, not a curated record. The transcript is spliced from 19 exons. Gene Ontology annotation, cellular component: neuron projection; motile cilium; membrane. Lineage: Eukaryota; Metazoa; Chordata; Actinopteri; Perciformes; Percidae.